Messenger RNA from Acromyrmex echinatior (Panamanian leafcutter ant), 1570 nucleotides. RefSeq names its product G-patch domain and KOW motifs-containing protein. The record is from RefSeq and is a predicted model, not a curated record. Gene Ontology annotation, cellular component: spliceosomal complex. Gene Ontology annotation, molecular function: nucleic acid binding. NCBI's taxonomy places the organism in Eukaryota, Metazoa, Arthropoda, Insecta, Hymenoptera, Formicidae. Gene Ontology annotation, biological process: mRNA splicing, via spliceosome.
GCAUACUUCUUGUAUCGCAUCGCAUCGCAAGGCGGUUAUGUGUGUGGGAGCCAUAAAAAAAAAGUGUAUUUUUCUGUAUUUUGUUAUUGCAAGUGAAAAUAACCUAUUGUGUGCGUUGAUAGAAGAUAUACCUGAUGAAAUGAAAAAAGAACUUAUGAGAUUAUAUAAAUUAUAAGAAAAUGGCUGAAGAAAGUAAAAAAAUUUCUUUUGGUUUUGCAAAGUCUGUAAAAAAGCCAAUUUUGAGCAAACAAAAACUACACCAGGAGAAAAAAGUGGAUUAUAUCGAAUGUUUAGACGAUAAGGCAAUUAAAGUGAUCGGGAAGGAAGAGAAAAAAGAAGAACUUGUCAUUAUUCCACUAUUGGAAUCUAAUUCCUGGCAUGACAGAAUCAUUAACAAAAUCAAAACAAGUAAUGAUGAUAUGCAAAAAGUCAAGAUCAAGGAAGAGUUACAAAUAUCUAACGGUGAUUUAACAUCAAUUGAUAGGAGUGUUUCUCCUUCUAAUAUACAGAUAAAAACAGAUUCAUCUAUUGAAAGUAAAAUUCUUACUUUGGAUGAACAGGCAGUUAAAGAAAUUAUAGAAGAUCUCAAUGCGACAGAAAAAAAUAACGAUGAUUUGCGUGAUAUAACAUUAUCUUUAGUUAAGAGACAGAAUUUAGAGGGUGCAGAAGAAAGUACAUUAGAAGAUUACGAAAAGAUUCCGCUAAAUGUCUUUGGUUCAGCUAUGUUACGAGGUAUGGGAUGGAAACCUGGCGAAGGAAUUGGUAAAAAUCCAAAGCUUGUAACACCCAUUGUGCCUGAAUUAAGGCCCAUAGGGAUGGGACUUGGUGCAGACAAAACAGCAUUGCAAAAACAGGAUGGAAAGAUUCAAAAAGAGGAGGAAGAGUUACGGAUACAAAAAGGAAGUUUUAUAAAAAUUGUUGCUGGCAAGCGGUCCAAUGCAUAUGGCCAAAUAGAAGGCUUUGAUGAUGGAGGAAGAUUAAUCGUUAAGAUGGCACUGAAUGGAAAUACCAUCUCUGUGAAUGAAUGCAUAGUUCAAGUAGUAACAAAGCUGGAAUACUCGAAAAAUUCUAAAGUUCUAAAUGCUGCUAAGUAUGAAGAACAUAAGAAAAAGGAAGGUGUAAAUAAACGAAAAUCUGUAUCAUUGGAAAAUUUAAGCAAUAACGAUAACAGCGAUUCAGAUAUACCUGAUAAGAAAAGAAAGCACAGAAAAAACGAACGUGAAUACAAAUCGAAGAAAUCAAGUAGAAAAUCAGAAAUCCAUCGAAGAAAUUUAUCCGAUAGUGAGAAUAGUAGUGAUACACAUAGCAAUAAUAAGAAAAAAAAUAAAAAAACUCGAAAACGCUCCAGUAGUAGUGAUAGGACUAAAAGGGCAAAGAAAUCCAAGAAACACAAAGGAAGAGAUAAGGAACAACUAAAGGAUAAAAUAUCGGGAUCUUUUGAAUCUAUCGAUAAAAAAAAAUCCAAAAAACAUAGGAGGUCUCGAUCAUCUAGUAGACGAUAACAUGUGUACAUAAUAUUGUAUAAAAAUCGCAACGUAUAGCGUAUAAAUAUUUUAAGUUCUCUACUGAC